AGUUACCGCUACUAAAAUAGCGGUAGCAUUUAAACGUCCGCAUUUUAAGUGGCGAAACGAACCAGAACCCACAUAUUCAACCCAGAUUUACGCGAAAAACCCGUAAAAAUCCCAAAAUCUCACCUAUUUUGAGCUUCUAAUCUUCUCUUGAUCUCACCCACUUAUCUUCUACACUAAUUUGGAGCUUCAAAGUGUGUGAUAUAUUGAUUUAGAAGAUGAAAUAGGGAUGGGGGAAGGUGAGAGUGGAAGAGGAAGAAGGAAGAAGCUGAGAUAGUGAGAGUAUUUUUUUUUUACUGUUUUGUAUGUUUUCUAUUUGGGGGGUAUUUUUGGAAUUAUAAAAAAAGGGGAUGGUGUGAAUAGUAAAGAGAGGUGGUACAAAUAGUCUCUGCCUAAUAUGUAUAGUUCUGCUGAAAGAAAUAUGUUUGUGUAGCAUUUUUUAUUGUUUUUUUUUUUUGCAGCUCUUGUUUUAUGGGAUGAGUGACUCAGAGCAGAGAGAUGUCACCCUCAGGAUUAAUGCAUCUGAAGAAGUUGUUCUCAUGGAUCUACUGAAAUUUAUGUACAGUAAUACCUUGAAUAUUGCUGCACCACCUGCACCUGCUUUGGUGGAACUGCUUAUAGCUGAUAAAUUUGAAGUUACUUCAUGCGUGAGAUACUGUAGCCAGUUAUUGCAAAAUUUGCCCAUGACACUUGACUCUGCAUUGCUUUACCUUGACCUUCCGCAUACCAUCUUAACGACUGAUGCAGUCCAACCACUCAUUGAUGUUGCAAAACAGUAUCUUGUUUGCCGAUACAAGGAUAUAACCAAGUCCAAGAAAGAGGCUAUGGCCUUGCCUCUUUCUGGAAUUGAGGCAAUUUUGGCUAGUGAUGAUCUUCAAGUUGGAUCAGAAGAUGUUGUAUAUGACUUUGUAUUAAAGUGGGCUAGACAACAUUACAAUAGUCUGUAUGAAAGGAUGGAAGUUCUGGGUACACGGCUUGCACGUUUAAUUCGCUUCCCUUAUAUGACUUGCCAAAAGCUUGAGAAGGUUUUAACCUGUAUUGACUUUAGACUUGCAUCUAAGCUCGUACGUGAAGCCUUAUUUUUCAAGGCAGAGGCUCAACAAUCACUUGGAGCUGAUGCUUCUUUGAACUGUGGGUUUGUGGAGAGGGCGUAUAAGUGGCGUCCUGUUAAGGUGGUAGAAUUUGAACUUCCCCGGGAACAAUGUGUGGUGUACAUGGAUUUGAAGCGAGAUGAGAUUGCCACUUUGUUUCCAUUUGGCCGUGUGAAGUCUCAAGAAUUCCAUUUGGGUGGACAAAUGUUUUUUCUAUUUGGAGAGUGCAGCAGGGACAACAAUAACCCUUCCCAUCACUUUGCGAUGGGUGUGGGAAUGAGGAGUAAGUGUUUAGGAAGUAUUGUUGUGGACUAUGAAUUUGCUGCAAGGUCUAGGCCAGCAAAGGAGGAGUUUCUUAGGCAGUAUAAAACCCAUAAAACAUUUACUGGGGGGACGCGUGCCGGUCGUAACUUGUUUGGGGUUCCAUGGAGUGAAUUCAUGGCUGAGGAUUAUCCUUUUUUCAUUAACGGUGUUCUCCAUCUCAAAGCUGUACUCACUAUCAGAGGUUGA
Molecule: messenger RNA, 1598 nt
Organism: Lotus japonicus
Lineage: Eukaryota; Viridiplantae; Streptophyta; Magnoliopsida; Fabales; Fabaceae
Product: BTB/POZ domain-containing protein At2g46260-like
Exons: 3
Coding region: 474-1598 (374 amino acids)
Biological process (GO): response to red light
Cellular component (GO): nucleus
Source: RefSeq, a predicted model, not a curated record